Messenger RNA from Anarrhichthys ocellatus (wolf-eel), 6761 nucleotides. RefSeq names its product glutamate receptor, metabotropic 5b (gene grm5b). Bases 2399 to 6223 code for a protein of 1274 amino acids. Gene Ontology annotation, biological process: G protein-coupled receptor signaling pathway. Lineage: Eukaryota; Metazoa; Chordata; Actinopteri; Perciformes; Anarhichadidae. The transcript is spliced from 18 exons. Gene Ontology annotation, molecular function: G protein-coupled receptor activity. The record is from RefSeq and is a predicted model, not a curated record. Gene Ontology annotation, cellular component: membrane.
AAUAUAUAGCCUUAAUGACAGACCACCGUGUUUUAUUCAGACUUAUCCUCUCUACCCUACUUAAUAUUCUGCUCAGAGUGAUUUUGUCGCACUUUGAUAAUACCUAUUGUUCUUGCAGUAUUUGUAAAGGGACUCACCUGCAUUAAGAUCUGGACUAGUUAUCCUUGAUUUACAUUAUAAGGUUAUGUCCCGUAACGGUGUAACCUAGUUAUUAAAAGAAAAGAGCAGCCAGUUGCACUGAUAGGCUGUAGGAGAUACAGUCAUGCCAAUAAGAAGGAGAGGGAUCACAAACCGGGUUUUCAUCUGUGCAUGCUGUGGCUAUGUUCAUUUCAGACGGUGUCUCUGUCAUGCUUUGCACCAUUCGCUUGUAAAAAGAAAAAGAAAAUCGUGUGUGUGUGUGUGUGUGUGUGUGUGUUUAAUUCGGUGCAAAUGACGGACUCUGAUCUCCCAUUGCCUGAUGCACAGCGCUGCGCCAGUCAUUGUUGUUGUCGUCUCUGGAUUUUGAUUUCUCCUUGGAGAGAGAGGCAGUCCGAGCAGACGCUGUUCGUGUAUGUCAGUGAUUACUUAUACAAAAAAAAGACCACAGCAGUCAAUGAAUUCAUGUAUUUGGGACGCUGUAACAUCAACUAAACCACAGUAGAACAACAAAAUAAAUAAAAAUCAAAGUACAACGAGGUCGCAGAAAAGGAGGCUGCAAGUGAUGGAACAUUAGAAGUGAUUUAAGGUCAGAGCUCGUUUGGGAGAGUAAAGCAGUCGCAGCUGUGUCACACCUUGUCUGUGCCACUGCAGCAGGUGAAGUCCUUAUUAAUGUGUUGGCACCCUCUGACCACGUAUACAUGCAUGCAUGGAUUAUUGAGACUAUAUAAUCCCAUAGAGUCAACCGUUAUCAGCAGCACGUUUACGGUGACAUAUUGUCUUUAUCACAUACUGAAUUAGAGAGAUUCUGAUGCUGUGUGACAUCCUCCUACCCUUUACUCUCCGAUAAGGUCAUUGUGUAUCAUAUCUUAUUUAUUUAAUAAGACUUGGGAUAGAAUGAAUGAGGAAAUUGGCUGUAGCAGUGAGGGGAAAAUACACAAGGGACAGACUGUUGUGAUUGUUGAGUCUGAUUGUUGUGAGUGUUGGCGUCUCCUAGCCUCAGCGAUGUGGCCUGGGAGCCAGGAACAGCUCCUAGUGGCACUUAGAGAAUUCCGGAAAACAAGGCAGUGGUUGAUGAUCGAAAGGAAACCUUUCAACUUUAAACAUGCUGAAAAAAACCCCUUGUUUCCCGAGAAUCAGGUGCAAAAAAUAGUACCUCCUGUCCACUCGGGAACAAGAGGCAUAUGGAGAGACACAUUGUCACAUGCCCACUCAGCAAAAGCCUUCCCAGUGAAUAACUGAAGCUCCCCAAAAAUACUGCAGCUUCCUGAAAUUGUGUACAAAACCGAAAAAAGCAGUGUGACCCAUUUUAGUUGCCAGAGAAUAAUUUCGGAAACACUACGAUAUGGUAUCAUGGUGCAUAUUUGCACUAUGUCCGAGAAUGAUUUACAUUUGUCUUACUUUAAUGUUCCUCAUUCAGCCUGUCAAAAUAUGCAGAAAAAAAGUUUCUUUUACAGUCAAAGUCAAGCUGUUCACAUGACGAAAAGAGCAACGGCAAUCUAUUUUGAAAACUCCAGACGCUGCUUAAUGACAAACACAAAUGACUGUGCGUCAUACAGGGAAAGAAAGAGGAAAUAAAUGUGUUUGUGGAAAACGGAUUCUCUCAGAUAAAUUCUAAUUGUUAUUGUCUCUGUCUAUAGUAAAUUAAAGGCUUCCACAACAACACAUAAAACAGUGUGUCAGCACUAGCAGCACUAAUGAAACUCGGUGAAUUGAAACAAGACAGAGAGAAGGAGGGAGCAUGUUUAGUCUCUGCCUAUGUUGUCUGUUUAUGUCUGUGGAGAAGUUGAUUUGGAAGGUUUUAUAAUGCCCCUUGUGUGUAGUUUGGAUAGAACUAGAGAUACAAAUGCCUAAUGGCGUGUGCAAGAUGUUUGUUUAGGCAAUGAGGAUUUGAUUUUCUUUUCCUUUUCAGCUACAGUUAGGCCUACGCAACAAGAGAGAGACACACACAGAGGGGGAGCGUGACAGAGAGACACAGCAUGUAUGUGACCGAGUGUGUGAGAGAGGCAUACGGGAGGACUGCAAAUGAAACGGUGUCUUGUCUUAUAGGGAGAGAGAGAGAAACGGGCGGUGAAAGGAUUUUGGUUGCACUGCUGCACCUGUCGCCGUGAUGGUCCCACCUUAAAAUCCGAGGGAGAGAACGACAAGUCAGAAGAAAGGAAUACAUUGUUGUCAUCCAUUCCGAACAACUCCUCUGUGCCACAAGCUUUUGCCAUGGCCAGGAAAAGUGUUUCUCGGACAAGUAGUUUCCUGUGACGGCUCUAUGACGAAUUUGAGAUCCGCUUCUCCUUUGUUACCUCAACGGACCAAGAUGAUUUUUUGUCUGCUGCUAGUUCUGUCCAUUUGGGUGGGAUCUUAUGACGCUGACUCCGCCCAGUCCGAACGGCGAGUUGUGACACACAUAGCUGGUGACAUCAUCAUCGGAGCGUUGUUCUCUGUCCAUCAUCAGCCUCCUGCUGACAAGGUACAUGAACGCAAGUGUGGCGCAGUGCGAGAACAGUAUGGCAUCCAGAGGGUGGAGGCCAUGAUGUACACACUGGACCGCAUCAACACUGACCCACACAUCCUUCCCAACAUCUCCCUGGGCUGCGAGAUCCGGGACUCCUGCUGGCACUCAGCAGUGGCUCUGGAACAGAGCAUCGAGUUCAUACGGGAUUCGCUCGUCUCCUCUGACGAGGCCGAGGAGUGGGCUGAAAGAGCGUCCUGGGGAGGCGGAGGAGGUGGAGGAGGCGGAGGAGGUGGAGGACCCACGAUGAAGUGUGCAGACCCCUCUGCUACUCCGAUGCGGGGGAAGAAACCCAUCGUGGGUUUAAUUGGACCAGGGUCAAGCUCGGUAGCCAUCCAGGUCCAGAACCUUCUACAGCUGUUCAACAUACCACAGAUUGCCUACUCUGCCACCAGUAUGGACCUCAGCGAUAAGAGCCUUUAUAAGUACUUUAUGCGGGUGGUGCCUUCGGAUGCCCAGCAGGCAAGAGCUAUGGUGGACAUUGUCAAGAGAUACAACUGGAGCUACGUGUCUGCUAUACACACUGAAGGAAACUAUGGUGAAAGUGGGAUGGAAGCAUUCAAGGACAUGGCAGCCAAGGAGGGCAUCUGUAUCGCCCACUCUGGUAAAAUCUGGAGCAAUGCUGGAGAGCAGAGCUUUGAUCGGCUGCUGGAGAGACUGAGGGGCCACCUGCCUAAAGCCAGGGUGGUGGCGUGUUUCUGUGAAGGCAUGACCGUCCGCAACAUCCUCAUGGCCAUGAGACGCCAGGGGCUGGUCGGAGAGUUCCUGCUCAUCGGCAGUGAUGGAUGGGCGGACCGGUAUGAUGUAACAGAUGGCUAUGUUAGGGAAGCGGCGGGUGGUAUUACCAUCAAGCUCCAGUCGGCUGAUGUGAAGUGGUUUGACGAGUACUACCUUAAACUUCGCCCUGAAAACAACCUCAGGAACCCCUGGUUUCCAGAGUUCUGGCAGCAUCGUUUCCACUGUCGACUUAAAGGUCACCCGCAGGAGAGCCUCAAAUACAACCGCACCUGUAGCAAGCGAGAGUCGCUUCGGCAGCAGUAUGCACAGGACACUAAGAUGGGGUUUGUCAUUAAUGCCAUCUACUCGAUGGCAUAUGGCUUGCAUAACAUGCAACGGGCACUCUGCCCAGGCUAUCAGGGCCUGUGUGAUGCCAUGCGACCUAUAGAUGGUGCUACACUGUUGGACUUCUUGAUGAAAACCAACUUCACAGGCGUGUCAGGGGAGGGAAUCCUAUUCGAUGCUAACGGAGACUCACCUGGCAGGUAUGAAAUAAUGAACUUCAAAAAGAUGGGGAAGGACUACUACGACUACAUUAACGUUGGCAGCUGGGACAACAGAGGCUUGAGGAUGGAUGAUGAUGAAAUCUGGCCUAGCAAAGAAGCUGUGAUCAAGUCAGUCUGCAGUGAACCCUGUGACAAAGGACAAAUUAAGGUGAUCCGUAAAGGUGAGGUGAGCUGCUGCUGGACGUGCACUCCCUGCAAAGAAAAUGAGUUUGUGUUCGACGAGUACACCUGCCGAGCCUGUGAACUGGGCUCCUGGCCUACUUUUGACCUCACAGGCUGUGACCCAAUCCCAGUGGAGUACCUGCGGUGGGGAGACCCUGAACCCAUUGCUGCUGUGGUCUUUGCCUGCCUCGGUCUCAUGUUCACAUUCUUUGUCACUGCAGUCUUCAUCAGGUUCCGCGAUACCCCAGUAGUGAAAUCUUCCAGUAGGGAGCUGUGCUACAUAAUACUGGCAGGGAUCUGCCUGGGGUACAUGUGUACCUUCAGCCUCAUAACCAAACCCCAUGUCAUCCACUGCUACCUCCAACGACUGGGAAUAGGCCUGUCACCUGCCAUGAGCUACUCUGCGCUUGUCACCAAGACAAACCGCAUCGCUCGGAUCCUGGCAGGCAGCAAGAAGAAGAUCUGUACAAAGAAACCUCGCUUCAUGUCUGCCUGCGCUCAGCUCAUCAUUGCCUUCCUCCUCAUACUGCUGCAGCUGGGCAUCAUCGUGGCUCUCUUCCUCAUGGAGCCACCUAAGGUGAUCCAUGACUACCCCAGCAUCCGCCAGGUCAACCUCAUUUGCAACACCACUAACCUGGGUGUGGUGGCUCCAUUGGGAUACAAUGGCCUGCUCAUCCUCAGCUGCACCUUCUAUGCCUUCAAGACUCGCAACGUCCCAGCUAAUUUCAAUGAGGCUAAGUACAUUGCGUUUACCAUGUACACCACCUGUAUUAUCUGGCUGGCCUUCGUACCCAUCUACUUUGGCUCCAACUACAAGAUUAUCACCAUGUGCUUCAGUGUCAGCCUCAGUGCCACUGUGGCGCUGUGCUGCAUGUUCGUACCCAAGGUGUACAUCAUUCUAGCCAAACCAGAGCGUAAUGUGCGCAGUGCCUUUACCACUAGCACAGUGGUGCGCAUGCACGUAGGCGACGGCAAAUCGUCCUCAGCCGCCAGCCGUUCUUCUAGUCUGGUUAACCUGUGGAAACGCAGAGGCUCUACUGGAGAGACCCUCAGCUCCAAUGGUAAAUCAGUGUCUUGGGCGCAGACAGAGCGCAGCGGCUCACGUGGGAACCACCUGUGGCAACGGCUGUCCUUCCAUAUCAAGAGGAAGGAGAACAAUCAGACUGCGGUCAUCAAGCCCUUCUCCAAAACUUCGGAGGAGCGUUACUGUGGAGGGGGGGACCUGCCUCCACAUAUCCCUCUGCCCUCCCUUCCCUCCAUGUCCUCACUGUCCAUUCAUCCCGACUCAGACAAGACCCUGUAUGAUCUCUCUGAAGCCGAGGAGCGCUACUCCAUCACAUACCGGCCGCAGACGCCCUCGCCGAUCAGUACGGUCAGCCAGAGGCUAGGGGCGGGUGUCGGGGAGGAGCCCCCGAUGAUGACCGGUAUUCCAAACUACCCGAGCAGCAUUUGCAGCGGCGGCAGCGGCAGCGGCAGCAGUUGCGGUCCUGCCAGCAGCGGCUCUCUCGUCAUGGGGAGUGACGGCCGUUUGGUUGUUGUGGACGAUCACCCGGGACCGGGUCAGAGUUCACUGAUGGAUCAGAUCAGCUGCGUGGUGAACCGCUUCACCGCCAACAUCAGCGAGCUCAACAGCAUGAUGCUGUACCCCUCUCCGACGCACUCGCACACGCACAAACACACGCCUCCAUCUCCUCACCCCGCCGACCCGUACCUGCUGCCCCGUGAAGUCCAGAUGGCCCAGACCCUCACAACCUACGCCGACGUCCAGCCCCUCCCACCUGUCGAGUCCAGCAUGGGGGGCCGGAGUGGCUGUCUCGUUCACCCGAUCCCUCAUUCACCUUACCCCCUGCCGCCUCCUCACGCCCAGACCUCCCCGUCUCUCUCCCCCAUGCGAGGUGGCCUGAUCACCUGCCUCAAUAACUCCCCUCUGAGGAUGGGAGAGUUGGAAGAGGAGCUUAUUGCUUUGACUCCGCCCUCGCCUUUCCGCGACUCCCUGGCAUCUAGUAGUGGCUCAGUUAUCUCAGAGACAGAUCUGUGUCUCCCCCCAGUCCCAUCCCAUCCUCCCCCCUCUCCCCCUUCGCCAAGGUACAGCAGACUGACACUCGGAAACUACAGCCAGAGUUCAUCCUCACUGUGAGGCAGAGAAGACGCGUAAAGAAAUUGCAGAUGUGAAGGGGACCGCUCAAAAACAACACGGUGAAUAUGAGUGAAGAGUACGGGAGGAUGGAAAGAUGAAAUCCAUUCGUCCCUACGUGGAGUAAAAACCUGAAGCAAAGGAGUCGUUGAGGGCUGGUCGGUGAAGACAUCAAGCUGUGACAGUCUGCUGUGUUUGUGUUUACAUGUUUCCAGUGAGAUCCUAGUGCAGUUUCUCUCAAGUGGGGCGUGAAGAACUGCAAAAAGGGGCCACUAUGACUUUGCAAUGUUUUGGUGUCUGUAAAGUCACAAAUCAUUCUCGAAGGUCUAGAGCUACGUGUCAUUUAGGUUUGGGUAGUGGCCUUAAGGUAACAUGGCUAUCAACUAAUUAGAGAUUGUGUGUGUGUGUUUGUGUGUGUGUGUGUGUGUUUGAUGCGUGUGUGUGUGUGAGUAUGUUUUUACUGUAUCUUCUCCUUAAGACUCCUUAAGCCUGUAUGGACUUAACAAAGGCUAUCAAGGGCACACACACACACAUAUAUAUA